Callorhinus ursinus (northern fur seal) is the source of this 3723-nucleotide messenger RNA. It is a transcript of the gene EAF1, whose product is annotated as ELL associated factor 1. Gene Ontology annotation, biological process: transcription elongation by RNA polymerase II. Gene Ontology annotation, molecular function: transcription elongation factor activity. Lineage: Eukaryota; Metazoa; Chordata; Mammalia; Carnivora; Otariidae. The record is from RefSeq and is a predicted model, not a curated record. Gene Ontology annotation, cellular component: super elongation complex.
ACUCAACCCUCAGCCCGGCCCCGGCCUCGAAAGCCGAGUCGGAGAGCCGCCGCGCGGGGACACACUCGCCUCGAGGACCUCUCCCGGCGGAAUCCUUUGCCAUGGCACCGCCCCCGCCAUUUCCGCCACGAACUGAGAGGUCCCUCCCCGACGCCGGAAGUCCCGAGGCCCUGCUUCCGCGCAGUCUUCCCCAACCCCGCCGCGGAGAAGAGGAUCUGCUUCCGGCCCCGGGUGGCCGCCGGCUGGGCUCGCGGUGCGCUCCGGAGCGCUGUCCAGGGAGCGUCGUUCCCCCGGACGCUGGCGCGGGAAGCCGGGGCCGCGGCCGCGCCAGGAGAGUGCUGGUCCGGGCGCGAGGCUCGUGCGGGGCCAUGAACGGGACCGCGAACCCGCUGCUGGACCGCGAGGAGCAUUGCUUGCGGCUCGGGGAGAGCUUCGAGAAGCGGCCACGGGCCUCUUUCCACACCAUUCGCUAUGACUUUAAGCCAGCAUCUAUAGAUACUUCUUGUGAAGGAGAGCUUCAGGUUGGCAAAGGAGAUGAAGUCACAAUUACACUGCCACAUAUCCCUGGAUCUACACCACCAAUGACUGUGUUCAAGGGGAACAAACGACCUUAUCAGAAAGACUGUGUACUUAUCAUUAAUCACGACACUGGUGAAUAUGUGCUGGAGAAACUCAGUAGCAGCAUUCAGGUCAAGAAAACAAGAGCCGAGGGGAGCAGUAAAAUCCAAGCUCGAAUGGAACAGCAACCCACUCGUCCCCCACAGCCAUCACAGCCACCACCUCCUCCACCACCUAUGCCAUUCCGAGCUCCAACAAAGCCUCCAGUUGGACCCAAAACUUCUCCCUUGAAAGAUAACCCCUCACCUGAACCCCAGCUGGAUGACAUCAAAAGAGAGCUGCGAGCCGAAGUUGACAUUAUUGAGCAGAUGAGCAGCAGCAGCGGGAGCAGUUCCUCAGAGUCGGAGAGCUCGUCAGGGAGCGACGAGGACAGCUCCAGCAGCGGCGCUGAGGACAACGGCCCGGCAUCCCCCCCGCAGCCUGCACACCAGCAGCCCUACAGCAGCAGGCCAGCCGCUGCCAAUGGAACUGGCCGGCCCCAGGGAAGCAACCAGCUCAUGAACACGCUCAGAAAUGACUUGCAGUUGAGUGAGUCUGGCAGUGACAGUGAUGACUAGAGUUGGAUCUUUCGAAAUCAGCUUCUCAUGCACAGAUGUGCUGCUGGACCAGGCUGCGCUCGCACGGAGCCCCGUGCUGAGAGGGACACGCUGUGGAUCAGUGACUGUGUAGGAGUUUGAGGCUAUGGAGGUCUCAGACAUUCAAGUCUUUAACUUAGUGGUGAUGGGUGAUUUUCUCGUGUAAUUUUUGAACAAUCUCAUGUUGCAAAGUAGAACUAUGGAAGAACUAACAGAAUUAUAUUUCUAUUUGGUUAACACUGUUCAUAGACAACAGACCAAUGUGCCCUGGUCUAGGUUACUCAAAGGCCAUUAUCUUUAGGGGGCCAGUGAUUCCGUUUUAAACCUCAGCAGCCACCAGUUUGGCCAAGUGGUCUGCACCAGUGAAAUGAAACCUGGUCUUGGAGGGGUAGGAGAGAGAGGGAAACCUCACACUGCAGCAUAAAAGUAUGUUAAAACCACUUUACAGCUUUUGAGACAAAGUGGUAAGGAAGUUUUGUCAGACCCAACCUGAUAAGCCUGUGUAGGAACCGACUUAGAGGAGUCCUAGAGCGUCCGCCAGGCAGGACCCUGGAGCUCUGCUAGUUCAACCCCCUCAUUUACAAAUAAGGAAAGAGAAGCCUCCGGCUGGCUGAUGGCCGGUCUCCUGCCCCCAGUCCAGGCUUUCCCUGCUGCUCUCUCCCUUGAAUCUCAUUUAUUGGAACUGGAGAUUCUUAUACAUGACACUGAUAGUUGUACAUCGGAGCUUUUAUUGGAUUGCAAAAGACAAAAGUGUUGGGUACUUCUGACUCAAAUUCUGAUCCAAAAAGUCGCUAAAUACCUGAGGCUGGAUGAGCAGGUCAGACCAGCAGCCACCGUGCUGACGCGUGAGAUGCAGUCACAUGGGGGCUCUUAGUUCUGUAGAUCCGUGCUAAGCGUUCUUCAUUCAGUGCAUUUUAGUAGGGGGGUAGGAGUGGAAGAGAGGUGUAGUGAAGGAACCUUUCCGAACAAGAGAACCAGCAGCGGGUUUUCAAAAACCCAGAAUCUAGAUAGGAUGCAGUUCUGCAAUAGGAAAUGAGCACAUUCUUGGAGAAGGCAUUUCUGUUCCUGCUUUUCUACCACUGUUCGUGCCUGACUCCCAGACCAGUUUGUACUUUUGAUAUACAACUAGAAGAAAGUCACAAGAUUGCCUUUUUGCAGUGUGCAGUUUCCAAAUGAAUCUGUUACAGAAAAGUGGUCACUAGUAAAUGUUCCAUAUUUAGGGAAUGUGUGAUAAAUCAUCCCAUGAUUAGUAUGGAGUAGCCCAUUUCUGUAAUUUGAAUGAAUACAGUUUGAAGGUCCUGAGAAAUUUCCAUUUACUUUGGUUCAGUGGGUAUCACAAACAUUAAAAUUGAGUUUCCUUCCUUGGGUUCCUCCACUCAAAGAUGGCCUCUGCAUCCCCCGCUUAGUGGAUGGAAGCAGUCUGGACCUGGAAAGGAAUGAGAUGAUUCACGGUGGGGGCUUUGGUGAGAGUCGCACCUUACAGAGCCACCUGUUUGAUGCGCACAGGGGCUCCGGUGAGCUGGAGAUGGGGGCCCAGCGCCGUCAUCCCGUGGCGAACUCACACCACCCCACCUAGUACAGGUAACAGGCUAAUACACCAGUACUCUGUGCUGGGUGCUCAGCCCAUCGUGAGGAUUCAGUGCGUUUAAUGGCAGGUAGGAAUUUAUAAUGAACUGAUAAUUGUUUUAUAAUUCCUUGGUAAUGACAGCUCAGGGAAGGUGAAAGUCACGAUUGGGAGACUUGACUUGUUAUUGGAUGUGGGACUUGUUUCACAACUCUUAACUUGCUCAAGCUGGGGCAGGUUCCAGGAACUUGAACUAAAAAUAUCUACUUAAAGCCCUCUCUCUCUCUUUUUUUUGUUCUCCCAAAGUCUUGAUUUAUACAGACAAGAGCUGUGGGUUUUGGCAUGUUGGGUCAGGAUGUCUGGCUCUAUAGGAAAUGCUUGCGUGUGGCACUGGGUUUGGCGAGUCGAGCUCUCUGGGCUUCAGACCCUUUCCUCUGUCACCCGUCCUACCGGACACUGCACCGUUCUCCUCUAGCCCGUUUCCAGUUUGUUCUCUGCACAAAGCCCUUGGUGGUUCCCUCCCCCGGCCCUCCAGCUUUACCCACCAGAACAAGGAAUCUUCUUUUUGGAAAUCAAGAAUUUGGCCUCACAGACUACGUCUCAUGUGUAACCUCGUGCCAGCCUCAUUGGACUUGUUCUUUGUGCCUCUGUGCCUUCUCAAUCCACCCCCCGCCCCCCACGCCCCAGUCCUGACGCUCUGGAGACGCCAUCCUCGUGGCCUCUUCCUCUGCUCGUUUCAGCCCACUAGAGUGCUGUGUGGACGCACUGACCUUCCUCUUGCUUGAGCUCGGGUUGGUGUGACCUUCCUCUUGCUUGAGCUCGGGUUGGUGUGAACUCCUUAAAAGCAGGGACUGUCAUUCUCAUCUCUAUUCCCUGGGGUGUUCACAGGAAUAGACAUUCAGAUGCUUAUAGCCUGGUGGGGAGGAGGCAGAGAAAACCAGCCAGUGGAGUACAGAGAGUAGACAU